Aspergillus saccharolyticus JOP 1030-1 is the source of this 1894-nucleotide messenger RNA. RefSeq names its product cytochrome P450. The record is from RefSeq and is a predicted model, not a curated record. Gene Ontology annotation, molecular function: iron ion binding; oxidoreductase activity, acting on paired donors, with incorporation or reduction of molecular oxygen, reduced flavin or flavoprotein as one donor, and incorporation of one atom of oxygen; heme binding. The coding region runs from base 1 to 1530 and encodes 509 amino acids. The transcript has 2 exons. Lineage: Eukaryota; Fungi; Ascomycota; Eurotiomycetes; Eurotiales; Aspergillaceae.
AUGGAGACUUACAAAUCACAUCCACCCGUCGCAAUAGUCGCUGUCGCUGCUCUGUUCCUCUGGUCAGUCAUCACUUAUUUGAAUCGUCGAUGGAAGCGAUAUCGCAUUGCCAGAACAAAUCAAUGCCGACCACCCCCUGCCCUCAGUGAAUGGGACCCAUUCUUUGGUCUGGAUGGGAUCUACCAGCGAAUGCGCGAGGCCAAAGAACAUAAAUUUCUCCAGAGCAGCGUCGACCGCUUCGAGACCUACGGCAACACAUUCCGGGCGCGGCGGCUGGCCACGACUGUGUUUGCGACACGAGAGCCUGAGAAUGUGAAAACCAUUCUCUCUCUCCGAUUUAAGGACUAUGGCCUGGGAAAUCGGAUUCAAUCCUUUGGACCGCUCCUUGGCCAUGGUAUCUUCACAGCCGACGGCGAGCACUGGGUCCAAUCGCGGGCCAUGGUUCGCCCCAAUUUUGUUAAGGAACAAGUCGCUCAUCUCGAUUCCUUCGAGGAGCUGAUGAACGACCUGUUGGCCCUCAUUCCAGCCGAUGGAACUACUGUUGAUCUCCAGGAUCUAUUCUUUGGAUUCACCAUCGACUCUGCCACCGAUUUUCUGUUUGGGCACAGCGUACACAGUCUGAAAAAGCGACGGGCUGGGCUCCCUCAGAGCAUAGAGGCAGAGAAGGACUUCGCAGAGGCUUUCAACUAUUCUCAAGAUGCUAUUGCUACACGAGCACGCUUAGGCAAGCUUAUGUACUUUUAUCGAGACCCCAAAGCCGCUCGAUGCGACCGUAUCUGUCAUGACCUGGUUGAGCAAUUCGUCGAAAAAGCAGUGCGGGUACGUGAGCGGUACAGCAAAGAGGACAGCGACUCGCAGGAAAAUCACAGAUACUUAUUCCUAGAUGGCUUGGCACGACAGACUGGUGACAGGACGCGGAUCAGGGACGAACUCCUCAACGUUCUUCUCGCAGGGAGAGAUACGACCGCCUCUUUACUGAGCAACCUGUUCUUCAUGCUUGCAAAACACCCUGAGGUUUGGAAAAAACUGCGUGACGAAGUCGCCACAUUGGAAGGUCGCACGCCUACAUAUGAGCAGCUGCGCAAUCUGACAUAUCUGAAGUACUGCCUGAACGAAUCGCUUCGUCUUCAUCCCGUCGUCCCUGCUAACGCUCGUUUUGCUCAAACUGAUACCAUCCUUCCUACCGGUGGUGGCCCGGAUGGCAAAUCCCCCAUACUCGUGCCGAAGGGCAGUGUUGUUUCGUAUUCCGUCUUCGCUAUGCACCGACGUAAGGACUUUUUCGGUCCAGAUGCGCAAGAGUUUCGCCCUGAGCGGUGGGCAGACCUACGCCCAGGCUGGGAAUACCUCCCUUUCAACGGAGGGCCACGCAUCUGCGUUGGUCAGCAGUAUGCACUGACAGAGGCAGGCUACGUGACGACGCGUUUGGCACAGAAGUUCUCGACGCUGGAAAGCCGAGACCCAGGGCCUUGGGAGGAAAGCCUGACACUGACAUGCUGUUCCAGGAAUGGGACUAAGGUAGGACUGAGGUAGUGUGCACAUCGACAUUGCUUGUUGAGAGAUCAUCUGGUUUUUUUAAGGGCAUUGGACAUGAAGCUACGAUGGCAAAGGUCGCGUCAUCCUGCGGAUUUUGCAGGCCUGGUAUCAAUAUUGGUCUCCACUUGCCAAUUUACAUAUCCUUUGGCAUGAUAAGCAAUUUGCGGCAAAAAGGGCGGCAAAUAUCCGUGCUUUGCAAGGCUCAGUCACCCAGUCAAUCUAGGACGCGGCCAAUCAUCCUUAGGGCAGUCACAAUGGACAUAGGGCCGUAAUACUGGAAAUCAAUGUAGUCAGCUUGACACGAGACCAUGCCCCUUCUGGGAAGGGAAUAAGAAACUUGAUAAGACUCUCCCAAGGAACA